Molecule: messenger RNA, 2091 nt
Organism: Capronia epimyces CBS 606.96
Lineage: Eukaryota; Fungi; Ascomycota; Eurotiomycetes; Chaetothyriales; Herpotrichiellaceae
Exons: 9
Coding region: 1-2091 (696 amino acids)
Molecular function (GO): nucleic acid binding
Source: RefSeq, a predicted model, not a curated record
AUGUCGUCCAUUCGUUGUACUGGCAUGGCCUCCAGCCCUCAUUCCGAGAAUGAGACCUCCUCUCAUGGUACUCCCUCUACAAACCCCACUACCUUCUCUCCCGAGGCUGCAUCUGGCACCAAGGGCAAGUCUCGUGUCAUCGCCAUCAUGCCUUGCAUGCCAGCUCGUCAGCCUCUCAAGGUUGGAGUUGCAAAAGCCAACAAUGCUGGUGAUGAUGUGUUCUUGAACGCACCGGCCUCCACCAAUAUUCGUCAACUCUCCCCGACUGCAGAAGUCUUCACCCCCGGUGCUCAGACUCCGUUCAAGAAGGCAUUCCAUGUCGGUACUCGUGGCAAUGUCACUGCUCUCCCAAUGCCCGCAUACCCCUACUUCCCAUCUCGUGUCCCAUCUCGUGGCAAGCAAGUCAAUUCUGCGGAGGAUGUCCAAGCUGGAGGCGUAAGCUCCCUGCUGAAAGGCAGUACCCCGGAACGCAAGGCCAAGGCUCUAACCCCCGAGCAGGCUCAACCCAUUGUCCCAGGAGUCAUUGGAGGCCCACGUAUCGCAUCUGACGACAAGGAUCUCGCCAAGGCCUUUGCAAAACUCAACGCGGGUCGCGCUCUCACCGGUACCUCCAUGUACCACAUCAACUACUCUCAGGGCAUCUUCAGCACAGAUGAGAACGUCACCCGUGCCUUCGUCGUCACCGGCAUUCCCGAGAGCUUCCGAUCAACUGACAUUGCGGCCAUCUUCAAGACUUCAUCGUUCUCUUCCUUGAGAUCCAUCAAUGCUUCUCAGUUGGUCACCCAUGGUCUUGUCACUCUUUCCUUUGCCGAUGUUCGUGAGGCCAAGCUUGCAUUCGAAGUUGCCAGCACCCGCCUUCCCUUGGCUCGGGUUUUCCCAUUGCCUCCCAAGGGCCUUGCUUCUGAUGAAGGCAAGGAUCCUCACCAGGUCACCGACUUUGAAGGUCAAGUCAUCGUCACUGUCUACUACAAUGGCCACCCUGCUGUCCAACAGAAGGAUGCAUACGCUGUCGUUGCCGAGAUCAAGCGUCUGCUUGCUCAGUGUGGUCCUGUCAAGGCCUUCCACACCCUGGCACCCACUCAGAUCCACGUUCGAGAGUUCCGUGUCGAGUUCUUCAAUGCCGACGUCGUUGAGGCUGCCAAGGACGUGAUCAGCGGCACCAUGACUUUUGGUAUGGUCUUGGAUGUUGAACCGUACAAGCCAGAUGUUCGUGACGUCGCUACUACCAUUGGUGAGGCACCUAGCCCUCGUGAGCAGCUUUCAAUCACCGGUCGUUCCACUGUUCCGGUCGAUCCCGACUAUGAUCGUCUUGCCGUUGUCAUUCAGCGUGACGCACUUCGCACUGGUCGUCGUCUCAAUCAGAACGCAAAUCACAAUGCUGUCGACAUUGCUCGCAUCCAGGCAGGCAUUGAUGUCCGCACCACCAUCAUGUUGCGCAACAUCCCAAAUCGAGUCGACCAACUGAUGUUGAAGAAGCUCAUUGAUGUUACCAGCCAUGGUCGCUAUGACUUCAUGUACCUUCGCAUCGAUUUUGCCAACAACUGCAAUGUGGGAUAUGCCUUCAUCAACUUUGUUGACUUCGUUCUUGCCCGUGCUGGAAAGCGCUGGAACUGCUUUGCAUCUGACAAGGUUGCCGAGGUCUCCUAUGCCACCAUCCAAGGCAAGGACUGUCUUGUCCAGAAGUUCCGCAACUCUUCUGUCAUGCUUGAGCAUCCUUCCUUCCGCCCCAAGCUCUUCAUCACUGGCAAUGUUCCCACCGCUGGCAAUGAAGAACGCUUCCCUGGACCUGACAAUGCUUCCAAGAUGCGUCGCUCGGUGGAGAAUGCGGAACAUGUCGGUCUGUUUGUCCUUCCAUCUCCCACCCGACGUCCCUUCCCAAUGGAACAUCGCUUGAGACGAGUGGGCCAAACCAACGUGGGCAAUGGUCGUCGUUCAGGCCGCUAUCUCCCACCUGCCCGUGCAACCACAGCCAGCCCACAAGUCAAGGAGACUGCAGGCAAGGCAGACACCCCAUCUCAUGGUUCUGUCUUCUUCGUCAAUGUCAACAGUCCCUAUGACCCAUUUGCCGGCAGCCCUGCCCAAUUCUCGUGA